AUGUCCCAGGACUCAUACUACCUCGGGUUUGAUCUCUCGACACAGCAGCUGAAAUGCCUCGCAAUUAACCAAGAACUGAAAAUUGUCCAUUCAGAGACCGUUGAAUUCGAAAAAGACCUUCCCCACUACCGCACGAAAAAGGGUGUCUAUAUCCACGGCGAUGUCAUAGAGUGUCCCGUGGCCAUGUGGUUAGAGGCUCUAGACCUGGUUCUCUCGAAGUAUCGCAAAGCAGACUUCCCACUGGAGAAAGUUAAGGCCAUCUCUGGGUCAUGCCAGCAGCAUGGAUCUGUUUACUGGUCCUCUCAAGCUGAGGCCCUGCUGGACCAACUGAACGGGGAACCGGUAAACGAUUUACUGCACUACGUUAGUCCGGAGGCAUUUGCCAGACAAACAGCGCCCAAUUGGCAAGACCACAGUACCGCCAAGCAAUGUCAGGAGUUCGAACGGUGUGUUGACGGACCUGAAAAAAUGGCUCAAUUGACGGGAUCCAGAGCUCAUUUCAGAUUCACUGGGCCUCAAAUUCUUAAAAUUGCCCAGUUAGAGCCGGAAGCGUACGAAAAAACAAAGAUCAUCUCACUAGUAUCUAAUUUUUUAACUUCUGUCUUAGUAGGUCAUCUAGUCGGAUUGGAGGAGGCUGACGCCUGUGGCAUGAAUCUGUAUGACAUUCGCGAGAGAAAAUUCAGUGACGAGCUGCUACAUUUGAUUGACAAUUACUCCAAGGGCAAAUCGGUCAAACAGAAGCUAAUGGGAACGCCCACGAAAAGUAGGAUUGCAGGAACCAUCUGCAAAUAUUUUAUCAAAAGAUAUGGUUUCAACGCCAACUGUAAGGUUUCUCCCAUGACCGGUGACAAUUUAGCCACUAUAUGUUCAUUGCCCCUGAGGAAGAACGACGUGCUGAUUUCUCUGGGCACAAGCACUACUGUUCUUCUGGUCACCGACAAGUAUCAUCCCUCUCCAAACUAUCAUCUUUUCAUUCAUCCAACUCUACCAAACCAUUAUAUGGGCAUGAUCUGUUAUUGUAAUGGUUCCCUGGCAAGAGAGAAAAUAAGAGACCGAUUAAACAGGGAGGGUGCCAAUAAUGCAGAAAAUAGCAAUGACUGGACGCUUUUCAAUCAAGCUGUGUUAAAAGACUCGCAAGAAGAUGAUAACGAAUUAGGUGUAUACUUUCCCCUAGGAGAAAUCGUUCCCAGCGUCGAAGCCACAGAUAAGAGAGUGAUCUACAAUGCGAAAACAGGUCAUAUCGAAAAGGUAGUAGACAGGUUUGAAGAUGAGUGGCACGAUGCUAAAAAUAUUGUGGAGUCACAGGCUUUGAGUUGCAGGGUAAGAAUAUCUCCUUUGCUUUCGGAUUCAUACACCAGGUCGCAACAGAAUCUCAACGAAGACACAAUAGUCAAGUUCGACUAUGACGAAUCUCCCCUACGUGACUACCUAAAUAAAAGGCCAGAAAGAACUUUUUUUGUGGGCGGAGCCUCCAAGAACAAUGCCAUAGUGCAGAAAUUUGCCCAAGUCAUCGGCGCUAAGAAGGGUAAUUUUAGGUUAGAUACGCCAAAUUCAUGUGCUCUUGGUGGUUGUUAUAAGGCCAUGUGGUCAUUGCUGUACGAUUCCAACGAGAUCGCGGACCCAUUUGACAAAUUCCUGAAUGAGAAUUUCCCAUGGCAUGUAAUGGAAAACAUUUCCAAUGUUAACAGUGAAAGUUGGGACCACUAUAAUUCAAAGAUUGUCCCGUUAAGUGAAUUGGAGAAGACGCUCAUCUAA
This is a messenger RNA of Saccharomyces kudriavzevii IFO 1802, 1755 nucleotides long. It is a transcript of the gene XKS1, whose product is annotated as xylulokinase. The transcript has a single exon. Gene Ontology annotation, molecular function: D-xylulokinase activity. The coding region runs from base 1 to 1755 and encodes 584 amino acids. Gene Ontology annotation, cellular component: cytosol. Gene Ontology annotation, biological process: D-xylose metabolic process; xylulose metabolic process. The record is from RefSeq and is a predicted model, not a curated record. NCBI's taxonomy places the organism in Eukaryota, Fungi, Ascomycota, Saccharomycetes, Saccharomycetales, Saccharomycetaceae.